Diabrotica virgifera virgifera (western corn rootworm) is the source of this 1002-nucleotide messenger RNA. RefSeq lists its product as uncharacterized. The record is from RefSeq and is a predicted model, not a curated record. NCBI's taxonomy places the organism in Eukaryota, Metazoa, Arthropoda, Insecta, Coleoptera, Chrysomelidae. The transcript is spliced from 3 exons. Gene Ontology annotation, cellular component: ciliary base. Bases 72 to 449 code for a protein of 125 amino acids.
UUUUGAAUAGUGUAAAAGUCUAGUGUAACUUUGACAUAAAGUUUUCCAUCAAAACACGUUUUAACAUCACAAUGAAACCAUACAAAGCUCAAGCCAUAUUAGAAGCUAGGUGUAAGUUAGAAGAAAAGUUUGCGAGCGUCUAUGAACAUUUCAGUCCAAAUUACAAAAAAUCUACCAUUACUGCUAAGUUUUAUUCAAAGUACGAAGGAUUUACUGCGUAUGAAGCUAGACCAGAUAUCUUACGUGAUUUAAUCAGAGCAAAUGAUUAUCCUCCUAAUAAGAAAUUAAUAUGGCCUGAGACAGUCAAUCAAUGGUAUGGAUGGUUCACUGAACCACUAACUAAUGCUGAUCAAAGUGAUACAAGAAACUAUAAUCCAAGAAUUUACACUGAAAUCACUAAACAUGGCAUGAAACUACUUGAAAAUAGAUCGAAAACAAAGAAGAAGUAAUAAUAAUUGUUGUGAAUAAUAAUUAGAUAUUGCUAAUACAUAUUUGUUCGUUAUUACUAAGGGCCACAUUUUCUUCUUGAUGUACAGCUGGUUCCUAAAAAAACUGAUACGACUCUUAGUAAGAUUUGAUCAUUUUGAGCAGUGUAUGAUUGGUCUGACAUUAUAUUGUAUUUAUUAUGACAGACAAAUAAUAAAAUAAACAAACAAACAUCCAUUUUUUGAGGUUGAAGUUAUCUGACAAAUUUUAAAAUUUGGCAGUGACAGUGACAGUAUGUAAAUAAUAAGCAUUUAUCCUUCAAAAUAUAAUAAAUUAAAUAUAAUUAAACUCAUAUUCAUUAUAUCACACCUCAUCAAAAGCUUUUUACAAGAACAUAGUCAGGGAUUUUGAUAUGGCUUAGAGCCAGACUACAUCAAGAUCGCCAAUAAAUCGUGCUGGUAAUUGCCUUGCAGCGAGACCAAAAACAAAAAGAAGAAGAAGAAAGUACACUGCUCAAUUUUCUACAAAAUACGCUUUAAGAGUCGUAUCAGUUUUUUUGGAACCAGCUGUACCUAU